UCAUCCGGGUUACGUUAGCAUUGCAAAUGGCGUCCGAUUCGAAGCAGCUUUCCAUCAUUUUUAUUUUCCCUCUAAACUUUUAACAUUGACCGGUUAUUUAUUGAAGGUUUACGUUUCUUUGUUAUAUUUUCAUGAUGGACGCAGCCAAGAGUUUUAAACUUGUAUGUAUAAGCUAAUUUACUUUGUAAAUAAGGUCGAAUCGUCGGGAAGCAAAGAGGAUCAAGACAUCUUGGAAACAUUUUGACCCAUAACCAUGGCUACAAAUGCAGGUCUUAACUCGGCACGGAACAAGCUUGAUGGUCUUCUUAGAGAACUGAUUGAAAAGCCAGAUGAAAGUGCUGAUGGUGAUCCCCUUCAUGGACUUGAUAGCUUCUCAGCUUCAAUGCCACCUCCUUCAACCCCAACAAAGAGGAGCUCUUCAGCCAAGGGCCCAAGAAAAAGACGGAAAAAGGACUUGACUUAUGAUGGAGAUGGUACAGAUGGAUCAAGAACUCAUGCAAGUUAUAUUCUAAAACUGUUUGACCGAAGUGUGGACUUUGCACCCUUCAAUGAAGACACACCCCUCUACACCCUAGCAAAAGAGUGGAUGGAGAACAAGCCUUAUCGACAGAGGGUGAGCUCAGAGAUCACUGACAUGGAGGGUGAUGGUAGUCAGGAUACAGUGUCAAGCUCCCCUCUUGACUCAGAAAAUGAUGGCCAGUAUGUUUCGAGCCUACCAACCCCCAGCCAAAUCAAGAGUGAGCUGAAAUUCCCCCGCAUCCCUGAACCUCCCCCUAGGACUGAACCUGGGCUAGAUACAGUUCCAGAAGAACCUGUGUGCACUGUGUCUGAACUGAAAAACAACCAUCUCCAAAGAUGGAAAAAAAUUAAAAAGAGCUGGCGAGUGGCUUCAGCCAUCAACCAAACACCUUAUAAAGAAAGCAUCAAGAAGCUCCGUGAACUUUACCAGCACUGACGUUGUAUGACCGUAGAGAGACCGUAGAUGAGUUUAUCAGUCUGCUCAGGGCAGCAUAUGGCUUCCAUUCAUGACAAAAAACUGUCGAACUGGUUUUAGUAGCUCUGAUAUCUCUUGUCAUUCAAGAAGAGAAUCAGCAUGAUCUCCUUGUGGCAUAUGUAUCCAUAUCACAAGUUUUAAUUUGUACAAAUAAAAUACAAAUUAUAAUUA
This is a messenger RNA of Nematostella vectensis (starlet sea anemone), 1165 nucleotides long. Its product is annotated as protein lin-37 homolog. The record is from RefSeq and is a predicted model, not a curated record. Gene Ontology annotation, cellular component: Myb complex; transcription repressor complex. Bases 254 to 955 code for a protein of 233 amino acids. The transcript has 12 exons. NCBI's taxonomy places the organism in Eukaryota, Metazoa, Cnidaria, Anthozoa, Actiniaria, Edwardsiidae. Gene Ontology annotation, biological process: negative regulation of transcription by RNA polymerase II.